This is a messenger RNA of Symphalangus syndactylus (siamang), 4165 nucleotides long. Its product is annotated as peptidyl-prolyl cis-trans isomerase A-like. Gene Ontology annotation, cellular component: cytoplasm. The record is from RefSeq and is a predicted model, not a curated record. Gene Ontology annotation, molecular function: peptidyl-prolyl cis-trans isomerase activity; cyclosporin A binding. Gene Ontology annotation, biological process: protein peptidyl-prolyl isomerization; protein folding. Lineage: Eukaryota; Metazoa; Chordata; Mammalia; Primates; Hylobatidae.
UCCAGCUUGGGCAACAGGAGCAAAACUUCAUCUAAAAAAAAAAAUUACAAUGGACACAACAGAAAUACAAAAGAUCAUUAGAGACAAUUAUGAGCAACUAUACAAUAACAAAAAUGGAAAACCUAAUGGAAAUAUAUACAUUCCUGGACACAUAUAACCUACCAACAUUGAACCAGGAAGAAAUAGAAAACUCAAUGAUACCAAUAACAAGUAAUAAGAUUGAGGCAGUAAUAAAAAACUCUCCCAAUACAGAAAAGCCCAGAACCAGAUUUGCUGCUAAAUUCUAACAAACUUUUAAAGAAGAAAUAACACCGGCUUUGCAGGUGUCGCCACUGGGAGCCCCAUAUUAUCACCCAUGAUCAACCCCACCAUGUUCUUCGACAUCGCCGUCGAUGGUGAGCCCUUGAGGUGUGUCUCCUUUGAGUCUUUUGCAGACAAGUUUCCAAAGACAGCAGAAAACUUUCAUGCUCUGAGCACUGGAGAGAAAGGAUUUGGUUAUAAGAGUUCCUGCUUUCAGAGAAUUAUUCCAGGGUUUAUGUGUCAGGGUGGUGACUUCACAUGCCAUAAUGGCACUGGUAGCAAGUCCAUCUACAGGGAGAAAUUUGAUGAUGAGAACUUCAUCCUAAUGCGUACAGGUCCUGGCAUCUUGUCCAUGGCAAAGGCUGGAUCCAACACAAACAGUUCCCAGUUUUUCAUCUGCACUGCCAAGACUGAGUGGUUGGAUGGCAAGCAUGUGGUCUUCGGCAAGGUGAAAGAAGGCAUUAAAUUUGUGGAGGCCAUGGGGGACUUUGGGUCCUGGAAUGGCAAGACCCGCAAGAAGAUCACCACUGCUGAUUGUGGACCACUCUAAUAAGUUUGACUUGUGUUUUAUCUUUUUGGUGUUGUUUUGUUUUGUUUUGUUUGAGAUGGAGUCUCACCCUGUCACCAGGCUGGAGUACAGUGGUGCAAUCUCGGCUCACUGCAACCUCCAACUCCCUGGUUCAAGAAAUUCUCCUGCCUCAGCCUCCCAAGUAGCUGAGAUUACAGACACACACCACCACACCCAGCUAAUUUUUGUAUUUUUAGUAGCGACGAGGUUUCAUCAUGUUGGCCAGGAUGGUCUUGAUCUCCUGACCUUGUGAUCCACCCACCUUGGCUUCCCAAAGUGCUGUGAUUACAGGCAUGAGCCAUCGUGCCCAGGCAACUUGUGUUGUAUCUUAACCACCAGACCAUUCCUUCUGUAGCUCAAGAGAGCACCCCUCCACCCCAUUUGCUCACAGUAUCCUAUAAUCUUUGUGCUCGUGCUGCAUUUGUCUUUGGGUUCCAUGUUUUCCUUGUUCCCUUCCAUGCCUAGCUGGAUUCCAGAGUUAAGUUUAUGAUUAUGAAAUAAAAAUUAAAUCACACAAAAAAAGAAAUAACACCAACUUUUAUCAAACUAUUCCAAAAAAUUGAAGAGGAAGGAAUUCUUAACUCAUUCUGUGAUGCCAGCAUUACCCUGAUACAAAACUAGACAUAACCAAACAAAAAAUAAAACUACAGGCCAAUAUCCUUGAUGAAAAUAAAUGCAAAAAUCCUUAACAAAAUGCUAGCAAACUGAAUCCAGCAACACAUCAAAAAGAUAAUAUGAUGAUCCAAUGGGAUUUAUCCCAGGGAGGCAAGGAUGGUUUGACAUACACGAAUCAGUAAACAUGAUACAUCAUUUCCAACAGAAUGAAGGACAAAAAUAUGAUCUUCAUAUUAGUCCAUUUUCCCACUGCUAUAAAUAAACCUGAGACUGGGUAAUUUAUAAAGGAAAGAGGUUUAAUUAACUCACUGUUCCACAUGGCUGGGGAAACUUACAUUCAUAGCAGAAGGCAAACGGAAAGCAAGAAGCUCUUCACAUGGCAACAGGAGAGAGAAGUGCAAGCAGGGGAAAUGCCAGACGCUUAUAAAACCAUCAAAUCUCAUGAGAACUCACUAUCAUGAGAACAACAUGGAGGAAUCCACCCCCAUGAUCCAAUCACCUCCCUCUCUCAACACGUGGGGAUUACAAGUCCCUCCCUCAACAUGUGGGGAUUAUAAUUCAAGAUGAGAUUUGGGUGGGGACAUAGAGCCAAAUCAUAUUAAUCUUCUCAAUAGAUGCAGGAAUCACAUUUGCUAAAAUUAAACAUCACUUCAUGAUAAAAACAAAUUUGGCACAGAAGGAACAUAUCUCAGUGUAUUAAAAGCCAUAUAUGACAAACACAGCUAACAUCAUACUGAAGAAGGAAAAGCUUAAAGCCUUUCUUCUAAGAACUGGAACCAAAGUUGCCCACUUUCACCUCUACUAAUCAGUAUAUAGUACUGGAAGUUCUAGCCAGAACAAUCAGGUAACAGAAAUUUUAAAAAGGACUCCAAAUUGGAAAAGAGGAAGUUAAAUUGUCCCUCUUUGCAUAUGAAUUGACCUUAUAUUUUAAAAACCUGAAGACUCCAGCAAAAAGCUCUUAGAACUGAUAAAUGAAUUCAGUAAAGUUAUAGGAUACAAAAUCAACAUUAAAAAGUCAGUGGUGUUUCUAUCCACCAACAAUGAACUAGCUGAAAAAGAAAUCAAGAAAGCAAUCCCAUUUACAAUCACUAUCCCCCCUCCGAAAAUACCUAGGAAUACACACACACACACACACACACACAAACACACACACAUACACACACACAUAUGGAGAUAAAAGACCUCUACAAGGAAAACUAUGGAACACUGAUAAAAGAAAUUGUAGAGGACAAAAAACAAAUGGAAAGACAUCUCAUGCUCAUGGAUUGGAAGAAUUAACAUUGUUAAAAUGACCAUACUACCCAAAACCAUCUGCAGAUUCAAUGCAAUCCCUAUCAAAAUGCCAAUGACACUCUUCACAGAAAUAGAAAAAACAAUCCUAUAAUUCAUAUGGAAACACAAAAGAUCCCAAGUAGCUAAAACAAUACUGAGCAAAGAAACAAAACUGGCCAGGCAUGAUAUCUCAUGCCUGUAAUCCUAACACUUCGAAUGGCUGAGGCAGGAGGAUUGCCUGAGCUGAGGAGUUCAAGACCAGCCUGGCCAACAUAGUAAGACCCUCAUCUCCACACACACACACAAAUUAAAAUUAGUGUGGUGGCAUGCAUCUGUAGUCCCAGCUACUCAGGAGGGUGAGGUGGGAGGAUCAUUUGAACCCAGGAGGUCAAGGCUGCACUGAGCUGUGAUCAUACUACUGCACUCCAGCCUGGGUGACAGAAUGAAACCCUGCCUUUAAAAAAAGAAAAAAAAAGCUGGUGGUAUCACUCUGCUUGACUUCAAAAUAUACUACAAACCUAUAGUAAUUAAAACAGCAGCCAGGCGCAGUGGCUUAUGCCUGUAAUCCCAGCAUUUUGGGAGACCAAGGUGGGCAGAUCACGAGGUCAGGAGAUCAAGACCAUCCUGGCUAACACGGUGAAACCCCAUCUCUAAUAAAAAUACAAAAAAUUAGCCUGGCAUGGUGGCAUGGCCUGUAGUCCCAGCUACUCGGGAGGCUGAGGAAGGAGAAUCACUUGAACCUGGAAGGUGGAGGUUGCGUGGGCCAAGAUCACGCCAGUGCACUCCAGGCUGGGCGACAGAGCAAGAUUCCAUCUCAAAAAAAAAAAACAAAAACAAACCAGCAUGGUACUGGUAUAAAAACAGACAUAUAGACCCAUGAAACAUAAUAGAGAACCUAGAAAUAAUUCCACAUGUUGACAGCCAACUGAUUUUUGACAAAGGUGCCAUGAACAUACAUGGGAAAAAGGAUCCCUCUUCAAUAAAUGGUACUGGGAAAACUGGAUAUCCAUAUGCAGAAGGAUGAAUGUAGGCCCCCUGAUUCUCACUGUGUACAACAAUAAAGAGUUGGAUUAAAGAGUUAAACAUAAGACCUGAAACUAACCAAGUGUGGUGACUCACACCUGUAAUCAGGCAGGAGCAUCACUUCAGCCAAGGAGUUCUAGACUAGCCUAGGCAACAUAGUGAGACCUUGUCUCUGCAAACAAACAACAACAAAAACACCUGAAACUAUAAAACUACUACAAGAAAACAUAGGGCAAAGUCAAAUAGUCUUUUCCUAGACUGAACUCCUGGGCUCACGUCAUCCUCCUGCCUUGGCCUCCCAAUGUUAACCCCACAAGAGAUUGUUUAUACAGCCACAAUUUAUUUAGAUCUAUGUCCGUUUUUACCAUUGUUGCUUUUCAUCCUUUC